AUGAAUAUCUUUGACAGGUUGACUGGUGAAUGACUCAUAGUGGAUCAACAACAGGGUUACUAGUGAAUGACUCAUAGUGGAUCAACAACAGGGUUACUAGUGAAUGACUCAUAGUGGAUCAACAACAGGGUUACUAGUGAAUGACUCAUAGUGGAUCAACAACAGGGUUACUAGUGAAUGACUCAUAGUGGAUCAACAACAGGGUUACCAGUGAAUGACUCAUAGUGGAUCAACAACAUAAAAGUUUGUAUAAUAAUACAACUAUAGUUAUUGUACCAACACACAUUUUGUAUAGUUUAAAAAUAACAAUGAUAGCUAUAGUUUACCAUAUUUUGAUGUAACACGAAAUUGUUAUUCUGGUGGCAUACAGGGCUUAGUGCAAUUAAAUCAAUGCCUUCAAGGGAUAAUUUUGCAACAGUAAUAUCAAAUGAAAUAAAUCACGAAAUAGCAUUUUUUAUAGGCAUGGGUUUUGCACGAUGGCAAGGCAGAACAAACAAAUGGUGUACUGUCACUUUAAGAGAAUGUAUAAACAUGUACGUCAUGAAUAUCUGGUAAGGGGUGGGGCCAGAUCCUUGUCUGGGCGGACCAAUUUGUCACUGGCGCUUGAGAGAGAAAAAAAAAAACUCAUCCAGAAACAGCAAACAUUCAUUUUAGAGUCUGUAAUGCAAACGGUUGAAGGAUACACAGCUCUGUUCAAUUCUGGAGAAUCAGUAACACCAAGUUGACAAGAUACCACCCAUCACAACGGAAGUAACUUACUUAACUGGCGGUGAGUCCUGCUUGUGAUUCAGUUUGUAUGGUAAUUAAUAGAGAAAUGAAAUGGUGUAGAUUUUGGCUGAAGUUGUCAGUGUGCAGCCGGGUCGCCCAGUUUGUAAACAAAUGCGGUGAACAUGCCCUGGCAUCGCGCUGUUGUGAUGGAGUGUCUGUCAACCACUUUCCGUUUCCAGUUUCCAGUUUGGCUAAAGUGGGCGCAAACAAGGACGAACUUUAAACUUAGUGCAUUAAUUAAUGUAUUUUUGAAUACAUGAACAUUAGCCUAUUUAGUGGGGAAUUAAUUGCGCCGAGUGACUUUAAAGAGUAUGGAAGUGUGUAUCGGUUGUUUUGGGGGCAGUCAGCCUCUAAGUUAGAGCGUUGGGCCAGUAACUGCUGGUUCGAAUCCCCGAGCCGACAAGGUGAAAAACAUCUGUCGCUGUGCCCUUGAGCAAGGCACUUAACCCCAACUGCUCCAGGGGCGCUGGACAAUGGUGACCCUGGCCGUGACCCCACUCCCUGCGGGUGUCUCAGUCAGGGGCUUGGGAUAUGCAAGAAACGCAUUUCCAUCACACACUUCUACAAGUGUGUAACAGGACAAAUAUUAUUGUAUUAUUAUUUAUAUUCUUGUUUUGUUUCCUCACACACAACUGUGGUUUAGAAAAUCAGCUUUUCGUUGACAGGUUGUGCUGUUGUUCACAUUCAGGAUUGAUUUAGAUAUGUCUUUGAAUGGACAGGCUAUUUUAAUGUACCGAUGGCUGCACCUCCCCAAAUUGAACCUGCCAAAAAGAGAGUUGAGCCUUCCACUAGCACGACUGAUAUGACACCUUUUCAUAAUGUUCUUCAAACAUGGUUCUUGUUAGGGAUAGGCCUACGUUUUCAUAUAGGCUACUUCAUAAACGUUUUUUUUUUUAAAUAGCCUACUGCUAGCAUUUUGGUGUAAUUUCAUCCAUUUUUUACAGUGAGAUUGGGUCGAGUCCGUGCUCAGCUAUGUGGGCAGCCAGCGCCACACACCGGCAGCAGGUGGAAUGAUUUCGCCGCACUGGACUAGUCUGCUUGGCACGCGCUUCUGUUUUUAUUGCAGCAGUUGCAACGCUCGGAUUGCGUUAUCUAUGUGAUUUCAUCAAGAAAAAAAAGUAUAAUCAAAUGAAGGACACUUUCCUCACAAUUAACCAUUGCUCUGCGCUUUCAAGAGUCCUCUGGCACUGUCAUUCACUGUUUUCGCUCCGACACUCAAAAGAUAAAUCAGUAGGUAAUUUACAUGCUUAUCACAAAUCAGUGUCAUUUUAUGACAGAUUUUCCGUUUGCGCCACACAGUAGCAUAAACGACUUGUCUUGUUUACGUAGAGAGUUAUGCUCCGCUCUCGAGCUGCCUGCCUGCCACGCGCACCUCAACAGAUAAAUGUGGGCUAAUUGCGUUCCUCGAGACCCACCCUGCGCCGCGUGCUCCCGAAGUCACCCCGAUUUUUUUAGGAUGAAUUAGAAUUUAAGAAACCCAUUUAGAAAACCAAUUUAGGUUCCAUUGUAUUUAACAUUCAAUUAGUAGACAUUAUAGCCGACUUUAUAUAAAGCUAGUUUUAUGGUAAUUAUAUUUAGACUUGGGCUAUGCCAAUGAUGACUCCUACUGAAUUCUCCGGUAGCCUGUCACAGGAGCAGGUGCCCGGGUAUAGAGCUCACCUUGUGCCCUUACCUUCUGGCAGUAGAGAGAGAUAGCUAGACGUGCAACAGAGAGGUGGAAGACAGACAGAGAGAGAGAGGUGGAAGAGAGCCUAGUGCACAGAUGGAGCCUCAGAGGGAGGGAUCUCUCCGCUGUCUCCGCUGCAGCCUCAGCCCCCUGUGACCACGCGGCAGAGUUUGGCAGGCCUGCCGAGUGCCCCAGGCAGGUUGUGUGUCAGCCUUCUACUCACUGCCAGCGUGAUUUCAAGGCACACUUUACUUACUAGUAGCUGUUAUAUAAUGUAGGCUGUGGUGUUUAAUACUUACUAGUAACUGUUAUAUAUAAUGUAGGCUAUGGUGUUUAAUACUUACUAGUAACUGUUAUAUCAUGUAGGCUAUGGUGUUUAAUACUUACUAGUAACUGUUAUAUAAUGUAGGCUAUGGUGUUUAAUACUUACUAGUAACUGUUAUAUCAUGUAGGCUAUGGUGUUUAAUACUUACUAGUAACUGUUAUAUAAUGUAGGCUAUGGUGUUUAAUACUUACUAGUAGCUGUUGUAUCAUGUAGGCUAUGGUGUUUACUAUUACUAGUAACUGUUAUAUCAUGUAGGCUAUGGUGUUUAAUACUUACUAGUAGCUGUUAUAUAAUGUAGGCUAUGGUCGUGGUAUCUGAAUUACACUUACUGUAGCAUACAAUAGGAAAGUGGGUAGUAGUGCCACAACAUUGCGGUAACUUUGCGCCUCCAUCCUGCCAAAGAAAACGAUGCAGGUGAUUACAGUACAUUAUGACCUCAUUCAACAUUAUUUUCCCUGUCACCUCGCUGUGCUCGACACAAUAACCACAAGAUCCAGUUUCAGCUCUGGGAUUUGCAAGUCAAUCCCUCUCUCGUUUGUCACACCCAACAACAGGAAAAGAGACGUACUGUUUUUUUUUUUAAAGCUUCAAUAUGUAACUUUUUGGGUGACCCGAACUAAAUCACAUAGAAAUGUAAGUUAGAUCUGUCGUUGUCGUUGAAAGCAAGUCUAAGAAGCGGUAGAUCUGUUCUACGUGCGCUAUUUUUACACUUCCCGUUCUUAAAUUUAGUUUCUGUGUCUUUUACUUUCAGUUUUGUACACCAGCUUCAAACAGCUGAAAAUACAAUAUUUUGGGUUAUGGAAAAUAUUUUUCACAGCGGUUUAGAUGGUACAAUGAUUCUCUACACUAUACCUUCUUAUUUUGUCACAUAAACUGAAGUUAGUUCAUGUGCAUCUUGAAGUAAACAUGGCAGCUCAUAACCUGACAUGAUGCCCAUGUACAGAGAGAGACAGACUGUGUGUGUGUGUGUGUGUGUGUGUGUGUGUGUGUGUGUGUGCAGUGAAAGUUGUUUGUUUUACUUCCCGCUCCAUGAAACUAGCUAGUAGCUUAUGUGAGGUAGGCACGUGGAGUUUCAGCAGGGACUGUGGUUUCACCCUGGGAAGGGAGCGUUAGUUAACAUGCUGCUUUAUACCUGUCAGAGGACAGCGGUUGAGAGAGAGAGAGAGAGAGAGGGAAAGAGGGAGGGAGAAAGAGCGAGGAAGAGAGAGAGGGAGGGGAAGAGGGAGGGAGGGAGGGAGGGGGCAUGGGAAGAGGGAGAGAGGGGGUCUCUGAGAGCUUUAGCUAAAGUGUGCAGGCAGGGGAAUAUAGUCCUCUGAGUUGUCUGUGCUCUCGGUGUGUGUGUUCUGUGCUGCACUCGGUGUAUGUGUGUGUGUCCUCGAUGUGUUUGUCCGUGCUGUGCUCUGGUUGACACAGUGAGGCAAAUGAAGGUGGUUCUGGUGAGAAGAGACUCCAGGGCCAGAUCUGUUAGCCCUCUGUUAUUGAUGCUGCCUCCUGACACUGAUGACGAAGAGCAUUUGGGGGCAGCAACAUAAAUACUCCUGUCUCUCUCCUCUCUCCUGUAGGGAGACGACCUCUGAGGCUCCUAAUGGAUGAUGAAGAGGAGGACAUGUCUCUUCAGCGUCGUCCUGUCUCCCAGUGCUGGGGCACCCCCUUCAGGGACAUCAAGUUCCACGACAGAGACGGCAGGGACAGAGGAGACACCCAGGACAGGUCUACACAGACGUCGACUGGACCCAACGCCAUUGUCCCACGGUCAGAGGGACACAACAUCAUGGCACCACAAGGCCACAACAACAACAACACCCUUCCCUGUGGGGUGCAAGACAAUCACCAGGCCAGAAUACUGUUCCAUGGUAAGAAAGGGCAAAGAGGAACCCAUUUUAAAAUACUAUUGGAUGUGUGUUUGAAUCAGCUUUCCAAUUUGUGGACUGUUCCAUUGGUUCCAUUUGACCAGACAAACUAAAUCCGACACAGCUGAACUAUAUGAAAGGGUUAGCCAUGUGUAGCUAUUUGACUCAGGGCUGACCAGAUCACAGCUACAGUACUAGUGGGGUGUGACUUAGGGGUUUUCCACUAGACCGAGGCACGGACUGUUUCGCAAUUCAAAAUGGAGAUAUUGCGCGACAUCCAGGGAUUCUACCUCACUGUCACGGCAGUGUCGCUAAUCAUCUCACCACCUUUUACAUAUUUCAUACACACGCUGUCCCACAGGAGAAAACACAGACACGCUGUCCUACAGGAGAAAACACAGACACGCUGUCCUACAGGAGAAAACACAGACACGCUGUCCCACAGGAGAAAACACAGACACGCUGUCCCACAGGAGAAAACACAGACACGCUGUCCCACAGGAGAAAACACAGACACGCUGUCCCACAGGAGAAAACACAGACACGCUGUCCCACAGGAGAAAACACAGACACGCUGUCCUACAGGAGAAAACACAGACACGCUGUCCUACAGGAGAAAACACAGACACGCUGUCCUACAGGAGAAAACACAGACACGCUGUCCCACAGGAGAAAACACAGACACGCUGUCCCACAGGAGAAAACACAGACACGCUGUCCCACAGGAGAAAACACAGACAAGCUGUCCCACAGGAGAAAACACAGACAAGCUGUCCCACAGGAGAAAACACAGACACGCUGUCCCACAGGAGAAAGCACAGACACGCUGUCCCACAGGAGAAAACACAGACACGCUGUCCUACAGGAGAAAACACAGACACGCUGUCCUAUAGGAGAAAACACAGACACGCUGUCCUACAGGAGAAAACACAGACACGCUGUCCUACAGGAGAAAGCACAGACACGCUGUCCUAUAGGAGAAAACACAGACAUUCUAAUUCCAAUUCUCUUCCAUGCUUUUCUAUGGGGGAAAUUUGGAAAUGGAAUCUGGGUAGCACUUUAUAAUAAGUCUACGUAAUAAAGCAUUUAAAAUGGAUUAGUAUAUACUUUAUUCAUCAUUUAUUAAUCAUUAAUCCAUUUAUAAUAUGUUUAAUACAGGUCAUUGUAAACCAUUUACUAAUCAUUUGUUAAGUCUUUUUGCUUGGCCUCAUCUAAAGUGUGGCCUAUUUAUACUUUAUAAAUAAUGUAUAAAUGUUUUGAGUGACCAGUGUAAUUUCUCACCAAAAGAUGGACAUGCCAUUGGUGGACAUUCCAGCAGCACCUGAUGAUCCUUAAGGUCUCAGAAUGGCCCCUAGAACAUAUCAAUGGUUAGACAAUAAGCCCGCAACAGAAGAUGUUAAUGGAAAUAUAUCUUAUGAGUGGAGUAAUGAUUAAUAAAUUAUGAAAUAAACUAUUUACUAAUCCAUUAUAAAUGCUUUAUGGGUAGUUAGUAUAAAGUGCUGCCCAAAUUCCAAUUCCAAAUGUAUUUGUAACUAGAAUGUCAGUUGACUUCCUGAAUUGAAAAGUAAUUGACCCCUCUCCAUUACUUGAAUACUCGGUAGCUUGUAGAGUUCCUAGUUGUUUCUUGCACAGAUUUUUAUUUUUCGUCUGUCUGUCCCUCCCACCUAUCUGUAGACAGAGGAACAGACAGACAGACAGAUGUCUGUAGGGUUAUGUGAAGAUAUUUGUUUUCCUAACUGCAUGGCAUGUAGUGCGUGGCAGUGGCUUAAAUAAACACUCUGCCGUGCCACAGCCCAGCACAGCUAGGGUCAUCAAAGGUUAUUGUUGAGUUCACUUAGGGUGAGUCCCAAAUGGUCCCCUUUUUUUAUAGUGAAAUACUGUUUACCAGGGCCCCUUCUGGUGCAAUUUGCGACGCACAUAUUCUGCUCUACCGGCUACCGACGACACGCUCAUAUACAGUGGGGAAAAAAAGUAUUUAGUCAGCCACCAAUUGUGCAAGUUCUCCCACUUAAAAAGAUGAGAGAGGCCUGUAAUUUUCAUCAUAGGUACACGUCAAAUAUGACAGACAAAUUGAGAGAAAAAAAUCCUGAAAAUCACAUUGUAGGAUUUGUAAUGAAUUUAUUUGCAAAUUAUGGUGGAAAAUAAGUAUUUGGUCACCUACAAACAAGCAAGAUUUCUGGCUCUCACAGACCUGUAACAACUUCUUUAAGAGGCUCCUCUGUCCUCCACUCGUUACCUGUAUUAAUGGCACCUGUUUGAACUUGUUAUCAGUAUAAAAGACACCUGUCCACAACCUCAAACAGUCACACUCCAAACUCCACUAUGGCCAAGACCAAAGAGCUGUCAAAGGACACCAGAAACAAAAUUGUAGACCUGCACCAGGCUGGGAAGACUGAAUCUGCAAUAGGUAAGCAGCUUGGUUUGAAGAAAUCAAAUGUGGGAGCAAUUAUUAGGAAAUGGAAGACAUACAAGACCACUGAUAAUCUCCCUAGUUCUGGGGCUCCACGCAAGAUCUCACCCGUGGGGUCAAAAUGAUCACAAGAACGGUGAGCAAAAAUCCCAGAACCACACGGGGGGACCUAGUGAAUGACCUGCAAAGAGCUGGGACCAAAGUAACAAAGCCUACCAUCAGUAACACACUACGCCGCCAGGGACUCAAAUCCUGCAGUGCCAGACGUGUCCCCCUGCUUAAGCCAGUACAUGUCCAGGCCCGUCUGAAGUUUGCUAGAGUGCAUUUGGAUGAUCCAGAAGAGGAUUGGGAGAAUGUCAUAUGGUCAGAUGAAACCAAAAUAUAACUUUUUGGUAAAAACUCAACUCGUCGUGUUUGGAGGACAAAGAAUGCUGAGUUGCAUCCAAAGAACACCAUACCUACUGUGAAGCAUGGGGGUGGAAACAUCAUGCUUUGGGGCUGUUUUUCUGCAAAGGGACCAGGACGACUGAUCCGUGUAAAGGAAAGAAUGAAUGGGGCCAUGUAUUGUGAGAUUUUGAGUGAAAACCUCCUUCCAUCAGCAAGGGCAUUGAAGAUGAAACGUGGCUGGGUCUUUCAGCAUGACAAUGACCCCAAACACACCGCCCGGGCAAUGAAGGAGUGGCUUCGUAAGAAGCAUUUCAAGGUCCUGGAGUGGCCUAGCCAGUCUCCAGAUCUCAACCCCAUAGAAAAUCUUUGGAGGGAGUUGAAAGUCUGUGUUGCCCAGUGACAGCCCCAAAACAUCACUGCUCUAGAGGAGAUCUGCAUGGAGGAAUGGGCCAAAAUACUAGCAACAGUGUGUGAAAACCUUGUGAAGACUUACAGAAAACGUUUGACCUGUGUCAUUGCCAACAAAGGGUAUAUAACAAAGUAUUGAGAAACUUUUGUUAUUGACCAAAUACUUAUUUUCCACUAUAAUUUGCAAAUAAAUUCAUUAAAAAUCCUACAAUGUGAUUUUCUGGAUUUUUUUUCUCAUUUUGUCUGUCAUAGUUGACGUGUACCUAUGAUGAAAAUUACAGGCCUCUCUCAUCUUUUUAAGUGGGAGAACUUGCACAAUUGGUGGCUGACUAAAUACUUUUUUUCCUCACUGUAGAGGGAGUUACUAGUUUAUUUUACAGGAUCAUUUGACCGUAAGAAACCCAUUUGAUUUGAAAGCCAUAUCUGAUAGAACCAGUUUAGUGUUACUGACAACGAUACAGGUACAGCAGCGGCACGCUAAAGUAAACACUGUUGAGUCAGCUUGCCCGGCCGGUCUUGGUGACAGACAAAAGGAGUGCUGUGUCUCUGUGUCUGAGACAUAAAACACAACCACCAGUAAAUCUAGAAAGUUUAGCUGCUUGUGUCAUUAGACCAGAGUGUUAAAAAAAUAAAAAAAUAAAAUAUUCCGCUUCACAGGAUCAGGUAAAGGGAAGGAGGUCGCUCAACCCCCCCCUCUCUCUUAAAAUUGUUUUUUAAAACUGCAAAAGAGCAUGGAUUUCUGCACUUGGGUCAAGCAAAAAUCUCAUGUAUUGAUGGUGAAUCAGAGGCUAAAUCUAUUUACAUUUACAUUUACGUCAUUUAGCAGACGCUCUUAUCCAGAGCGACUUACAGGAGCAUUUAGGGUUAAGUGCCUUGCUUAAGGGCACAUCGACAGAUUUUUCACCUAGUCGGCUCGGGGAUUAGAACCAGCGACCUUUCGGUUACUGGCACAACGCUCUUACCCACUAAGCUACCUGCCGCCCUAAUCUAUGACACUGAACAAAAUCCAUUUUCUUCCCACAGGCAACGCUGGAUUCCACUUGCACUUCCCAGCUUGGUUCAAGCCCCUGGACGACCGGGGAGAGAGGCAGAACGGGGAGGGAAGAAGGGAGGAGGAGGAGGAGGAGGAGGAGGGGGAGGAGGAGGAGAAUGGAGGAGAGACCAGAGGAAGAGCGGGCGGAGGAUAGCGCGGAGGCGAGGAUCGGACGUAAGCUCCGGGAGAUCGGAGACCAGUUCCACCAGGACCAUGUUCAACUGGUAAGGGUCAAAGGUUAACUAACUGGUAAGGGGUCAAAGGUUAACUAACUGUGUGUGUCUGUGUUCAACUGGUAAGGGGUCAAAGGUUAACCAACUGGUAAGGGGUCAAAGGUUAACUAACUGGUAAGGGGUCAAAGGUUAACUACAGUGGGGGGAAAAAGUAUUUAGUCAGCCACCAAUUGUGCAAGUUCUCCCACUUAAAAAGAUGAGAGAGGCCUGUAAUUUUCAUCAUAGGUACACGUAAACUAUGACAGACAAAUUGAGAUUUUUUUUUCCAGAAAAUCACAUUGUAGGAUUUUUUAUGAAUUUAUUUGCAAAUUAUGGUGGAAAAUAAGUAUUUGGUCACCUACAAACAAGCAAGAUUUCUGGCUCUCACAGACCUGUAACUUCUUCUUUAAGAGGCUCCUCUGUCCUCCACUCGUUACCUGUAUUAAUGGCACCUGUUUGAACUUGUUAUCAGUAUAAAAGACACCUGUCCACAACCUCAAACAGUCACACUCCAAACUCCACUAUGGCCAAGACCAAAGAGCUGUCAAAGGACACCAGAAACAAAAUUGUAGACCUGCACCAGGCUGGGAAGACUGAAUCUGCAAUAGGUAAGCAGCUUGGUUUGAAGAAAUCAACUGUGGGAGCAAUUAUUAGGAAAUGGAAGACAUACAAGACCACUGAUAAUCUCCCUCGAUCUGGGGCUCCACGCAAGAUCUCACGCCGUGGGGUCACAAUGAUCACAAGAACGGUGAGCAAAAAUCCCAGAACCACACGGGGGGACCUAGUGAAUGACCUGCAAAGAGCUGGGACCAAAGUAACAAAGCCUACCAUCAGUAACACACUACGCCGCCAGGGACUCAAAUCCUGCAGUGCCAGACGUGUCCCCCUGCUUAAGCCAGUACAUGUCCAGGCCCGUCUGAAGUUUGCUAGAGUGCAUUUGGAUGAUCCAGAAGAGGAUUGGGAGAAUGUCAUAUGGUCAGAUGAAACCAAAAUAUAACUUUUUGGUAAAAACUCAACUCGUCGUGUUUGGAGGACAAAGAAUGCUGAGUUGCAUCCAAAGAACACCAUACCUACUGUGAAGCAUGGGGGUGGAAACAUAAUGCUUUGGGGCUGUUUUUCUGCAAAGGGACCAGGACGACUGAUCCGUGUAAAGGAAAGAAUGAAUGGGGCCAUGUAUUGUGAGAUUUUGAGUGAAAACCUCCUUCCAUCAGCAAGGGCAUUGAAGAUGAAACGUGGCUGGGUCUUUCAGCAUGACAAUGACCCCAAACACACCGCCCGGGCAAUGAAGGAGUGGCUUCGUAAGAAGCAUUUCAAGGUCCUGGAGUGGCCUAGCCAGUCUCCAGAUCUCAACCCCAUAGAAAAUCUUUGGAGGGAGUUGAAAGUCCGUGUUGCCCAGCGACAGCCCCAAAACAUCACUGCUCUAGAGGAGAUCUGCAUGGAGGAAUGGGCCAAAAUACCAGCAACAGUGUGUGAAAACUGUUUGACCUGUGUCAUUGCCAACAAAGGGUAUAUAACAAAGUAUUGAGAAACUUUUGUUAUUGACCAAAUACUUCUUUUCCACCAUAAUUUGCAAAUAAAUUCAUAAAAAAUCCUACAAUGUGAUUUUCUGGAUUUUUUUUCCUAAUUUUGUCUGUCAUAGUUGACGUGUACCUAUGAUGAAAAUUACAGGCCUCUCUCAUCCUUUUAAGUGGGAGAACUUGCACAAUUGGUGGCUGACUAAAUACUUUUUUUCCCCACUGUAACUGUAUGGUGUGUGUGUGUGUGUGUGUGGCUACGAGCUAGGGCCACCCACUGCCAGACUCCUGUGUCUUGUGGCUCUUCACUGUGAAAAGAAAAGGACCCAACAUUUUGCCAGCUGGGGUAGUCACAAAUAUGCCUGCUAAAAAUAGAGCUCUGUCACUGAUUCAACCACAUUCUGGGAUAGAACCAUUCAAAAUAACCAUUUUCCCCCAACCCAACCACAAAUUACCAACCAGAUAUGCUAGAGGGUGGUGCCAGGUCACCCGAGUCCAUAAAGUAUUAUUUACAGUGAAAAGGAGGUUGGUUCUUAGUUUAAAACUGCACUUCUAAAAUAUAAUCCUACCAUAUUGUCUGCUAAAUGACUCAAACGUAAAUGUAAAUCUACUGACUUUCUAGUCAAGUAUUUUAGCAUCUCAAUCUGGCUGUCGAGGUAUGGACUGGGUCGUUCAGAAAGCACCUGGAGCCAGCUCCCCGUAGAGAAGCGAUAGAAUAUCUACUCUUCUGUCUCCGACCCUGUCUCCUCCUCGGGCUUUUGUCUCACUCCUUUCCGGUCACUUAAAAGCAAAAGGAUGGAAGAAUAAUAGAGAGAAGUUGAGUCGUCGUUGUUGAGUUGUGUUAUACAUAUCAGUUAGCAUAGAUGUGGUGAAGUUGAGUCGUCGUUGUUGAGUUGUGUUAUACAUAUCAGUUAGCAUAGAUGUGGUGAAGUUGAGUCGUUGUUGUUGAGUUGUGUUAUACAUAUCAGUUAGCGUAGAUGUGGUGAAGUUGAGUCGUUGUUGUUGAGUUGUGUUAUACAUAUCAGUUAGCAUAGAUGUGGUGAAGUUGAGUCGUCGUUGUUGAGUUGUGUUAUACAUAUCAGUUAGCAUAGAUGUGGUGAAGUUGAGUCGUCGUCGUUGAGUUGUGUUAUACAUAUCAGUUAUAUAUAAAUAGAACAUCAUCAUGUUUUGGUCACGGAGAAAAAAAGCACAUGGCUAACUAGUUGGCUACAGCAGGUUCUACCGUUUCACAAUAGCCUCUCUAGUUAUUACUUCUAAACAAAAUACGUUUUUGGGUGGAUUCUUGUUGUGUGGUUUACUGUUUGAACAGUCGCUGAUAUUACAUCUGGUUAUCAAUGCAAAAUAGGCUACUUUGAUGAAUAGCCUAAAGAUCAGAUCAAGGAACCAAGCGACAACACUGCCCCCACGGCUGCGGAAGGAAUGAUACGGCUCAUCUCAAUUUUCAGGUAGUACAAACGUACGUUGAAUGCCGGAGUUUAUAGUUUUAAAAAAUGACAUUGCAACACUGCGCUACGCUCCGAAUCUUGCGUCUCUGUAGAGCUUGUAGUAAGCUUAAGUGUUAGUCCAUGAGAUGGAGAGCGACAAACAGACAGACAGACAGACAGUGACAGACAGACAGUGACAGACAGAGAGAGAGACAGUCAGAUGGUAACACAGAGAGAGAGACAGUAACAGACAGACAGAGAGACAAACAGAUGGUAACACAGAGAGAGAGACAGUAACAGACAGACAGAGAGACAGACAGAUGGUAACACAGAGAGAGACAGUAACAGACAGACAGAUAGAGACAGACAGAUGGUAACACAGAGAGAGAGACAGUAACAGACAGACAGAGAGACAGACAGAUGGUAACACAGAGAGCGAGACAGUAACAGACAGACAGAGAGACAGACAGAUGGUAACACAGAGAGCGAGACAGUAACAGACAGACAGAGAGACAGACAGAUGGUAACACAGAGAGAGAGACAGUAACAGACAGACAGAGAGACAGACAGAUGGUAACACAGAGAGCGAGACAGUAACAGACAGACAGAGAGACAGACAGAUGGUAACACAGAGAGAGAGACAGUAACAGACAGACAGAGAGACAGACAGAUGGUAACACAGAGAGAGAGACAGUAACAGACAGACAGAGAGACAGACAGAUGGUAACACAGAGAGAGAGACAGUAACAGACAGACAGAGAGACAGACAGAUGGUAACACAGAGAGAGAGACAGUAACAGACAGACAGAGAGACAGACAGAUGGUAACACAGAGAGAGAGACAGUAACAGACAGACAGAGAGACAGACAGAUGGUAACACAGAGAGAGAGACAGUAACAGACAGACAGAGAGACAGACAGAUGGUAACACAGAGAGCGAGACCGUAACAGACAGACAGAGAGACAGACAGAUGGUAACACAGAGAGAGAGACAGUAACAGACAGACAGAGAGACAGACAGAUGGUAACACAGAGAGAGAGACAGUAACAGACAGACAGAGAGACAGACAGAUGGUAACACAGAGAGAGAGACAGUAACAGACAGACAGAGAGACAGGCAGAUGGUAACACAGAGAGAGAGACAGUAACAGACAGACAGAGAGAUGGUAACACAGAGAGCGAGAUGAGGUCAGAGUGAGACGUGUGGGUUGGCUGGGCCAGCUGUUUAUAUGCCUGUCUAAAAAUAGAACCGUGACUUACUCAACACAGACACAACCGGUAACGCAACGACUACCCACAAUACUUCACUCACUCGCUCGCUCACCCCACUGACUGGCUCAAUGUCUGUAUGUGUGUGUGUGUGUGCGUGUAUGACAGAGAGAGAUACAGUAAGAGCUAUGUGUGUGUGUGUGUGUGUGUGUGUGUGUGUGUGUGUGUGUGUGUGUGUGUGUGUGUGUGUGUGUGUGUGUGUGUGUGUAUGACAGUAAGAGCUAUUGUGUUUUUAUCUAAUAGCGACAGGAGAGAGAAAGUUUGUUGUUUUUAUCGUGAAUGAUCUGAGAAUAUUGUCAACAAAACCUGUCAAAGUAGUGUUCAAACAAAACAACAUAUGCUGCUCAAGUCUGUUUGUAUUAGUUCUACCUACCUACCUACCUACCUACCAGAUCUACCUACCUAUCAGAUCUACCUAUCAGAUCUACCUAUCAGAUCUACCUAUCAGAUCUACCUACCAGAUCUACCUACCUAUCAGAUCUACCUAUCAGAUCUACCUAUCUAUCUAUCAGAUCUAGCUAUCAGAUCUACCUACCUACCAGAUCUACCUACCUAUCAGAUCUACCUAUCAGAUCUACCUACCAGAUCUAUCUAUCUCAGAUGUAUCUGUCAGAUCUAUCUAUCUAUCUCCCACGGGGGACCAGUAUAUACAAAAAUAAUAAUUAUGCACUCAUUAACUGUAAGUCGCUCUGGAUAAGAGCAUCUGCUAAAUGACUAAAAUGUAAAUGUAUCUGUCAGAUGAAGCACUUUAGGAUUGUUCCUGUCAGUCCAAAAUCCCUGUCAUACAACAUGUCCAAUGUCUGCUCUGGGAUCCAUCCCUUUUCUUGGAUUCUGGACACUUUUUAAGUCAUAUUAAAAGACAGAAAUCAAAAGACUCAGCUAAAUAUAUACUGAACAAAAAUAUAAAUGCAACAUGUAAAGUGUUGGGCCCAUGUUUCAUGAGCUGAAAUAAAAGAUCCCAGAAAUGUUCCAUACUCACAAAGUUUAUUUAUUUCAAUUGACUGAUUUCCUUACAUGUACUGCAACUCAGAAAAAAUCUUUGAAAUUGUUGCAUGUUGCGUUUUAUAUUUUCUUUCAGUUGCGAUGUUAAAAAGUCAAUGAUAUCAAAAGGUCAUUGGAAUGAAGGGCCUAAAGAAAAUUAGAACAAAAUAUGUUGUACCUUGAUGCCAGGGUAGCUUGAGAUGCCAGGGUAGUUAGAUGCCAGGGUAGUUAGAUGCCAGGGUAGCUUGAGAUGCCAGGGUAGUUAGAUGCCAGGGUAGUUAGAUGCCAGGGUAGUUAAAUGCCACGGUAGUUAGAUGCCAGGGUGGUUAGAUGCCAGGGUAGUUAGAUGCCAGGGUAGCUUGAGAUGCAAGGGUAGCUUGAGAUGCCAGGGUGGUUAGAUGCCAGGGUAGUUAGAUGCCAGGGUAGUUAGAUGCCAGGGUAGUUAGAUGCCAGGGUAGUUAGAUGCCAGGGUAGUUAGAUGCCAGGGUAGUUAAAUGCCACGGUAGUUAGAUGCCAGGGUGGUUAGAUGCCAGGGUGGUUAGAUGCCGAGGUAGUUAGAUGCCACGGUAGUUAGAUGCCACGGUAGUUAGAUGCCAGGGUGGUUAGAUGCCGAGGUAGUUAGAUGCCAGGGUAGUUAGAUGCCAGGGUAGUUAGAUGCCAGGGUAGUUAGAUGCCAGGGUAGUUAAAUGCCACGGUAGUUAGAUGCCACGGUAGUUAGAUGCCAGGGUGGUUAGAUGCCAGGGUAGUUAGAUGCCGGGGUAGUUAGAUGCCAGGGUAGUUAGGUGCCAGGGUGGUUAGAUGCCAGGGUGGUUAGAUGCCAGGGUGGUUAGAUGCCGAGGUAGUUAGAUGCCAGGGUGGUUAGAUGCCAGGGUGGUUAGAUGCCAGGGUAGUUAGAUGCCACGGUAGUUAGAUGCAGGGGUAGUUAGAUGCCGGGGUAGUUAGAUGCAAGGGUAGCUUAAGAAAAACGUUAAAAGUCAGUCUUUUCCACUACCCACAGUGAAGUGCACAGAGAGAAUCCCGAAACAUACCAUGCCAGGGUAGGACUGCUGUUUGAAGUAAUAUUCUUUAAAUGGUCCCUGCAGCAUAACAUUAAGACAAUUAAGCUCAAUUAGGGGGGUGUUUAGUGGCGCUGGUUUAACUCGGUUCAGUCUGCUCUGCUCUGCUAGGGCUGCAUCAAAUAGUCUGGGAGAGGGAGAGACUGCCUUGCUCUGGCUGGGAGAGACCUGCCUACUGCUCUGUAGAGAGAGGGAGAGAGGGGGAGGCAGAGAGAGAGAGAGGGAGAAAUAGGGAAUCUAGAGAUACAGUUAAAGAGAGGGUUGGGGAUAAAGAGAACGAGAGAGAUUGAAACUGGCAGAUGCUUACCCAACCUGUUGCAAUACCCAGACCAGCUCUUCAGUCAGAAAGCUUAUGAGAGGAGAGGAGAGGAGAGGAGAGGAGAGGAGAGGAGAGGAGAGGAGAGGAGAGGAGAGGAGAGGAGAGGAGAGGAGAGGAGAGGAGAGGAGAGGAGAGGAGAGGAGAGGAGAGGAGAGGAGAGGAGAGGAGAGAGCAGCUGCUAUACACCCCAAAUAGAAAGUGACAGAUCUAGGAGGAGGAGGAGGGCAUCAGAGGGUUUCUUGUCUGGAGCAGCAGUGCCUUGCCUUGUUAUGAUCAUUAGUCAGUUAACGUGUAUAUUACUGAUACUGCCUGGGGGGGGGGGGGGGCAGGGCAGCAAUAUGAGAAGUGAUGAAAUAUGGGGAGCUUCUCCCAAAGUCUUUCUCUGUCUCAGCCUCAGAGAGGUAGUUUAUUUACAUUUACGUCAUUUAGCAGACGCUCUUAUCCAGAGCGACUUACAAAUUGGUGCAUUCAACUUAUGAUAGCAAGUGGGACUCUGCAUGACUCUUCCUAACCUGGAGGAGUGGCUGUAUUGUCUUGCUCUUAGCCAGCACACAUGCCCUAUUUGGUAAAAGACCAAGUCCAUAUUAUGGCAAGAACAGCUCAAAUAAGCAAAGAGAAACAACAGUCCAUCAUUACUUUAAGACAUGUUUGGUCAGUCAAUCCGGAAAAUUUCAAGUGCAGUCGCAAAAACCAUCAAGCGCUAUGAUGAAACUGGCUCUCAUGAGGACCGCCACAGGAAUGGAUGGCCCAGAGUUACCGGCCUCAGAAAUUGCAGCCCAAAUAAAUGCUUCACAGAGUUCAAGUAACAGACACAUCUCAACAUCAACUGUUCAGAGGAGACUGUGUGAAUCAGGCCUUCAUGGUCGAAUUGGUGCAAAGAAACCACUACUAAAGGACACCAAUAAUAAGAAGAGACUUGCUUGGACCAAGAAACACGAGCAAUGGACAUUAGACCGGUGGAAAUGUGUCCUUUGGUCUGCAGUCCAAAUUUGAGAUUUUUGGUUCCAACCGCCGUGUCUUUGUGAGACGCGGUGUGGCUGAACGGAUGAUCUCUGCAUGUGUGGUUCCCACCGUAAAGCAUGGAGGAGGAAGUGUUAUGUUGUGGGGGUGCAUUGCUGGUGACACUGUCUGUGAUUUAUUUAGAAUUCAAGGCACACUUAACCAGCAUGGCUACCACAGCAUUCUCCAGCGAUAUGCCAUCCCAUCUGGGUUGGGCUUAGUGGGACUAUCAUUUGUUUUUCAACAGGACAAUGACCCAACACACCUCCAGGCUGUGUAAGGGCUAUUUGACCAAGUAGCAGAGCGAUGGAGUGCAGCAUCAGAUGACCUCCACAAUCCCCCGACCUCAACCAAAUUGAGAUGGUUUGGGAUGAGUCGGACCGCAGAGUGAAGGAAAAGCAGCCAAUAAGUGCUCAGCAUAUGUGGGAACUCCUUCAAGACUGUUGGAAAAGCAUUCCAGGUGAAGCUGGUUGAGAGAAUGCCAAGAGUGUGCAAAGCUGUCAUCAAGGCAAAGGGUGGCUAUUUGAAGAAUCUCAAAUAUAAAAUAUAUUUUGAUUUGUUUAACACUUUUUUUGAUUCAAAAUGUGUUAUUUCAUAGUUUUGAUGUCUUCACUAUUAUUCUACAAUGUAGAAAAUAGUAAAAAUAAAGAAAAACCCUUGAAUGAGUAGGUGUUCUGUAAAAAAUGUUGACCGGUAGCUAGCUCAUAGUUGUGAAGUAAAACGUUUUGCUUUGUGUAUAUCUUGUUUCAUCUGUUGUUGCCGUUGUCCCGGCUGGAAAAGGUUCAGUGAAUGGGGAGGUGAAGCCUGACGUAAUACAGUAAGGGGGAGUGCGAGUGCUUCUCAAAUGUAUUGUUUUAUUCAUUCUCCACACUCUCGUCCUCCACAAGAACGUACUCAAGAGAACGUGGUCGGAGUAUGCACUUGGAGCAUGAGAAUAUGGAGCACGGUAGUAUGCAUAUUGAGAAACACCCAGAGUGUAACUUAUUGUUUCCAGUAAUUUGUUGCUGAUGGUAACUACAGUAGCAGUGACAGUGAUGAUGGUUAUGGCGGUGGACGAGUUACUGCAAGGCACUUUGGGCUAUUUGUUGCUGUAAAAAUGGCUAUUGAACACAUUUCUACUGAUUUGAUUGAUUAAUACUAAUAUCCCUCCCUCUCUCUUCUCUUCCUCACAGUUCCUGCGGCAUCAGAGGGAUGUCCUACCAGUCUGGAUGCGUCUGACCAUGGCCCUCUACGGCUUCCUGUUUAACAGAGAGGCCCCCGCCGUACCCCACCUGAGAGGACAGGAGAGAUGA
Molecule: messenger RNA, 17911 nt
Organism: Coregonus sp. 'balchen'
Lineage: Eukaryota; Metazoa; Chordata; Actinopteri; Salmoniformes; Salmonidae
Source: the annotation of a GenBank genome assembly